Messenger RNA from Parascedosporium putredinis, 852 nucleotides. The record is from the annotation of a GenBank genome assembly. NCBI's taxonomy places the organism in Eukaryota, Fungi, Ascomycota, Sordariomycetes, Microascales, Microascaceae.
AUGGUCUCCAAAGUCCCCAUGAGCAUGGCUGAUGAAUUUUCUAGAGAUAACGAGGCUUCCGGGCUGUGGGCGCAAAGCUGGAGGGACUUAGAUGAUGUCGUCGAUCAAGGGUGGGAUAAUCUCACGCGCGCUCAACAAAUCGGUGUUAAAUUCUACGACGACUUGAAGCUCAAAAUUCCACGCAAGGAGGUUGAGGUCAUUGCAACUACUAUCCUUCAUCAUGCACGUCUCAUCGACAGUGCGUUCCAGAUGAUGAUUGUAGGUGGAUACCGCCGUGGCCAAAGUGAGAGCGGAGACGUUGAUCUUGUUCUUAGUCAUCCGGAGGAAAGGUUAACAGAGUAUUUCAUUGGCCGUCUAGUGCGAAUGCUCGAGGUGAAUGGGCUCAUAUCUCACACGCUGAGUUUAACAACGAGGAAUAGUGACCGUGCACAAGAGCCGCUGCAGUGGAAGGGAGGUAUGAUGAGGCCCUCAGCUGGUUUUGAUACAUUGGACAAGGCCAUGGUCAUUUAUCGAUCACCCCAGGGUGAAGGAGGGGAUGAGACUAGAAAAGAGGCGCAAAAUGUCCGGUUUAGAAGAGUUGACAUCAUUGUGAGCCCAUGGAAGACCAUCGGUUGCGCUGUUCUAGGAUGGACUGGCGCGGCUACCUUCGAGAGGGAUCUUAGGAGAUAUUGCAAGAUUGAGAAAUCUUUGAAAUUCGAUAGCAGUGGUAUCCGAAAUCGCGUCGACGGUUCUUGGGUAAACAUGGAAGGGCAGGAGCCGACAGGAGCACCAGACAUGGAGACUGCAGAACGCCGAGUAUUUGCAGGGCUCGGCCUUACGUGGAUACGCCCUAGCGAUAGAUGCACGGGCUGA